Messenger RNA from Musa acuminata subsp. malaccensis (wild Malaysian banana), 1007 nucleotides. RefSeq names its product GRF1-interacting factor 2. Lineage: Eukaryota; Viridiplantae; Streptophyta; Magnoliopsida; Zingiberales; Musaceae. The record is from RefSeq and is a predicted model, not a curated record.
GAAUGGCACAAGUUCGAGAAUCAAAAUCCAAAAAAAACAUUCUACUUUUGCCUUCCCUUCUUCAAAACCCCAACCACAUCCACCCGACCCUUUUCCUUUUCGACCGCUAGUUCAUGUAAACCCUAAAUCUAUAAAGAAAGCUACAACCCGGUCCUCCUUAAUUAGAGGGAGAGCUUGAAUCACAGGCGAACUGGCAAGCAUGCAGCAGCCGACGCAUCCGCCGACCCCCGUGUCCACAGUUCCUGUCGCCAACAUCACAACCGAACAGAUUCAAAAGUACUUGGAUGAGAACAAGCAGCUCAUUUUGGCAAUCUUGGAAAAUCAGAACUUGGGAAAGUUGGUAGAAUGUGCUCAGUAUCAAGCCCAGCUUCAAAAGAAUCUGUUGUACCUAGCUGCAAUUGCAGAUGCCCAACCCAAUGCACCUGCAGUUCGCCCUCAGAUGAUGCCGCAUGGCUCAAUACCACAGGCAGGUCAUUACAUGCAUCAGGCACCUAUGUUCUCUCCGCGAACUCCCCUACAGUAUAACCCACAACAGAUGCAAGAGCAGCAGCUACACCACCAGUCCCAAGGAAUGGUAUUCCCAGGCCAAAUGAUUUUUCGACCUGGGGCUGCCAAUGGUGUACAAAGCAUGCAUACCGGACUACCUCCUGGAGGCAAUGCCAAUCCUCAUGCAAAUCCAAGUAUGGCUGGAUUUCCACUGACUGGCACUUCUAGCAGCACAGUACAUGGAUGUGGGAGUAAGCAAGACACAAUUAGUGCUGCGGUAGCUGCUGACGAUAGCCAUAGGAGCUCAGGAUCUGAGCAUGGCAGUGGGGAUGCUGACCAAUCACAUAUCAAAAGGCCAGAGGACGCCAAAGCUUCGUGAAACUUAUUGUAUAUGAAGAAUGUGAUGCACAUUAAUAAGUGACUUGUAUAUACAGAAUAUUUUAUUCAUGAUGUACCUCUAAGCAUGGAUGUCGGUUCUGGAACUGAACCUUACAUAUAAAACUCUCUUGUUCUGAACCUCA